AUGAAUCAACCUCACGAGGUAGAGAGGUUGACUAUUAAUGACAACGAGUUAGUGGUGGAAACUGUGUCUAACACUGGGGAUAAGGACAAGCGAGAGGCAUGGGCCGGGAAAGUAGAGUUCGUAUUAGCCUGUGUGGGUUACUGUGUUGGAUUGGGCAAUGUAUGGAGGUUUCCGUAUCUUUGCUACCGUAACGGAGGGGGUGCCUUCUUGAUACCUUACCUCCUGACUUCUGUAUUCGCUGGAAUACCUAUGUACUUCUUGGAGUUGUCAUUGGGACAAUGGCAAAGUACUGGGGGCCUUGGUGUCUGGAAAAUUUCUCCUAUAUUCAAAGGUGUUGGGUAUGCCGCCGCCGUUAUGGCCGCAUGGCUAAACAUCUUUUAUGUUGUGCUUCUGGCCUGGGCACUCUACUAUCUGUUCAACUCCUUUACGAACAUCCUUCCCUGGUCUACGUGCGACAACUGGUGGAACAGUGACUUCUGCAAGUCCGAGUACGAUCGCCAGUGGUCAUUCUACAACUGUACCAAUGGGACGUUUUGGACUGAAGCCAAUACAACUGUAAACGGAAAUGUAACUGCUAUGGAAUUAUCGCAUCCGGGGUUUAACUGUAGCGCCAUGCCAUUUACAUCCCCUGUUCGAGAAUACUGGGAACGACAUGUUCUCCAGGUUAGCCCUGGAGUUGACGAGCCAGGUCCUGUGCGCUGGCAAUUAGCUCUUUGUCUUCUCCUUGCUUGGGUGUUGUGUUACUUCUGCAUCUGGAAGGGUAUCGGUUGGACAGGAAAGGUUGUCUACUUUACCGCCAUCUUCCCCUAUAUCCUGUUGACAAUACUCCUCAUCAGAGGUGUUACACUUCCAGGGGCAUGGGACGGUAUCCGGUAUUACAUAUAUCCAGAUGUUUCGAAACUGGCUGAGUCAGGGGUUUGGCUGGACGCCGUGACUCAGAUAUUCUUUUCCUAUGGCCUUGGUCUGGGCUCGCUCAUUGCAUUGGGCAGUUAUAACAAGUACAACAACAACGUCUAUAAGGACGCUGUACUCAUCUCCGUCCUCAACAGCGCCACUAGUAUGUUUGCCGGCUUCGUCAUAUUUUCUGUCAUAGGAUUUAUGGCCAAGGAACAGCAGAUGGCGGUUGCUGAUGUAGCAGUCUCCGGUCCCGGUCUGGCGUUUCUUGUCUACCCGAGUGCUGUUGUCAAGCUUCCGAUCUCGCCUCUUUGGGCUGUGCUUUUCUUUUUAAUGGUCCUUAUGCUAGGUCUUGACAGCCAGUUCUGUACCAUGGAAGGAUUCUUCACGGCCCUGAUAGACGAGUGGCCACGCUAUCUGCGGAAGAACAGAGAAAUUUUCAUCGCUGUUGUGUGCUUUCUGUCCUAUCUCGUUGGUUUAUCGAUGGUGACGGAGGGAGGGAUUUACGUGUUUGAACUCUUCAAUCAUUACUCCGCUAGUGGUCUUUGUCUCCUUUGCCUGAUAUUCUUUGAGUGCAUUGCUGUUUCCUGGGGCUACGGCGUGAAUCGGUACUAUGAAAACCUCCGCAGUAUGUUUGGAUUUUAUCCAAACAGAUUCUUCAAGUUCUGUUGGGCUUUUAUGACACCUGCUAUAUGCCUUGGUGUUUUGCUGUUCCGACUUAUAAAGUUGAAAGCAGUGAAGUAUAUGGACUAUGAAUAUCCUACAUGGGCACAUGCUAUAGGCGCUCUAAUGGCUCUGUCGUCUGUGAUGGUCAUUCCGUUAUAUAUGCUUUACAAGACCUAUGUUACCUCCGGAAAUUCUUUCAGAGAUAAAAUGAAGAAUCUGUUCCGACCUGAUGUACAACUCCCUACGGGACUAGGAGCGCCCCCACCUUAUUCUGUAGUAAACACGUAUGGCGAUAAUGUCGCCAGGCUUUAA
Ylistrum balloti is the source of this 1872-nucleotide messenger RNA. Its product is annotated as sodium- and chloride-dependent GABA transporter 1-like. Gene Ontology annotation, biological process: sodium ion transmembrane transport. The coding region runs from base 1 to 1872 and encodes 623 amino acids. The record is from RefSeq and is a predicted model, not a curated record. Gene Ontology annotation, cellular component: membrane. Lineage: Eukaryota; Metazoa; Mollusca; Bivalvia; Pectinida; Pectinidae. The transcript has 13 exons.